This is a messenger RNA of Chara braunii, 3582 nucleotides long. Lineage: Eukaryota; Viridiplantae; Streptophyta; Charophyceae; Charales; Characeae. The record is from the annotation of a GenBank genome assembly.
AGGAUAUAUAUCGGGCUUUGGAUCUUGCAGAUUUUACCCCCAGCUGAAAUCUGGACCUUGAAUUAAUCUUCCAUUUUUUAUUCCAUCGCCGUUGUCGUGGCGGACGGUGAGGCCUUUGGCAGACAAGCGGGGAAUGUUGAAGAAUGGGUGUGGGGUCUUCGAGCCUUCAGGAGCUUGCACGUAAUGGAGAGGACGAAAAGCUAUCGCGGAAGCUACAGGCUGGUGCAGAUGUGAACAAACCAGGUCCUAGGAGUCAGGUUAAUAGACGGCCACUUCACGUGGCAGUGCGGGCUGGAAAGUUGUCAUCCGUCUUUGUGCUGUUAAAUCAUGGGGCCAAAGUCAACUGCUCAGAUGAUACCGGAGAGACUGCGUUGCACUACGCAGCGAGCAGCGGCAACGUAGCCAUUGCCAGGGUCCUGCUUAACUACGGCGCAGAUCACACAGUGAGGAACAAGGAGGGGUGUAUGCCCAUUCAUGUGGCAAUCGCAAACCGGCACGAAAAAGUGCGCGAGCUGCUGUGCAGCCAUGCACUGGAAAACCCGGUUGAGUUUCGAUACUACGACCAGAGUUGUUGGUACGACUUUGACGCGCGAGUGUCCAAGGUGCUUGCAUUCGAGCUUGGCGAAGGGGUCAACUUCACAACGCUCGUCGUGGAAAACGGUCCGACAUUCAUCAUUGAUUUUGUACAGCAACUGCGAAUCAACAUCGCGACGCUUUACUCUCAGUCCAUCGCUUGGAAGGCGGGAUUGAAUGGAGAAUGGCACUACCCCUCACGACCGUUCGAGGGCGUACACUUGGGGGCAGAGGAUCCAAGGUACAUUGCUCAGUACGGACUGACGAUCGACGAUGCGCAGGUCAGACACUUGCGCUCAAGUCGCAGGAGCUCGGAGAGAAGGGUGGUCCCGAAUGAGACAGAUAUGGCUACGCCAGUGCGAAUGGAAUGCGUCGCUGGCCUAGGGUCAUGUGCCAGUUCUAUGGACAGACCUCUCGAUUGGAGGGAACUGCAAGACAUCCCCGCAACGCGCCCGCCAGAUCCUGAGUGUUGUUCGCCAGUCAUUGUGCGGUUCGCCGAGUACCCGGCAAAGUUUGAACUGCUUCAGCGUGGGGAGGAAUACUUUGAUAUCGUCCUUCGGUUUCUCCGCGGAAUGGACAAAGAAGCGGCGAAGCGGUCGUCGUCCUCCAGCAGCCCGGUGACGAUGACACGGGGAGGCUUCCACGAACGAGGGAUGUCGAUCGGGAGCUUGCCGCGAGAAGUCAGUUCAAGGUAUCGGUCAGCGAAGGCAAAGUCGAGGCGAGGCAUGUCGAUGAGUGGGUUGCAGGAGCCAGCGGUGAUGAGGCCGCCGCCGAAGAAGCACGCUGUUGUGACUGCCGUUCACAGGGUGCAUUUGCCGGAGGCGAGGCAGAAUGCGUUUGAAAUGUACAGAGCAGAUAGAGCGAAAGCAAGGGGCGGGAACGCGAAUGUGCGGUGGGGCUGGCAUGGUGCGCCUCUGGAAAGCCUGUUGAAUAUCAUUUUGAAUGGGUUCUCCCUUCGUGCGAAAGAACGGAAUGGAAAGCUCUACGGUCACGGCAUCUACCUCGCGCCGGAGAAUCAUGCAUUCAGUAGCGCGGAGUUUGCCGAGCCCGACGAGGCCGGUGAGAAGCACUUGCUAUUCGCAAAGGUCAUCAUAGGUUCCAUGGAGGUUAUCCCCUUCGAGUCAGCUCAGUUUCAGCCGAGCUUACCGGAUUUUGACACCGGGGUCGACAACAAGCAGGACCCAACACGUUACAUUGUGACAUUGUCUGCAACACUGUGACAGUUAGUGUGUCUGCAACAUUGUGACAGUGUGAGUCACACUGACACCUACAGUUUUACAGCGUCUGCAAUACUGACUGUGACAGUGUCACACUGAGACUGUCAGUCUCACUGAUUGACAGACUGGCAUGGUCAGGUGCAGAACGAGUCACAGUGCGACUGUCCGCAACAAACUGAUGGCAAGCUGAAAAAUAACACUGUCACUCACAGCGUUCCUGACAGCCAGUGUCGUUGAGAGCCAGGGUGACAUUGUCUGCAUCAUCGUGACAGUGACGGUCCCUCUGACAUGCAGACUGUGUCAGUGACACCCAGUGUGACAGUGUGUCUACAACACUGUGACUGUGAGUCUAACUGACGGAUUGAGAGUAUCCCUCCGAGUACUGUCGUCCAUACUAGGUGACUGGGGCAGAAGCAGUGUGACCAGACUCCAGAGGCAUAAUAUCUGACGUCAGGAGGAUAAGGUGUCGUGUCGUGAGGGAUGUAUAAGAUGCCAACGAAGGGGAUUCGAGAAGUACUGUAUGGCAGUGCAAGCAUUUGACGGAGGAAGGCACUGUGGAGCACAGGGCUUCAGGAGUUCCAGUGGUUGAGGGGGAAACCGCAGGGUUCGAAACUGAACGCGGCAUGGGCUACCCCGACGAACGUAACAAUUAAAAGACCAAACCUGUGGGGAACGGAAACUAGCGAGUGUGCAGAGGUAGGCACUGGAUCUGGAAAGGCGCUGAGACACAGGAGGAUCUUAGAGUUCUUCUAACGGUUGAAGAAGAAACUUAACGGGUGCUAACGGAAUGUAAAGGCGAGAAGCAUGGGUGCUAACGGAAUGUAACGGCGAGAAGCAUGGGUGCUAACGGAAUGUAACGGCGAGAAGCAUGGGUGCUAACGGAAUGUAAGGGAACGGAACAGAACCGAAAGGUUGGGCGUUAAAGCAAGCAGGGAGGGUGUUACGUUGCUAACGCGACCUAACAUGUGGGGUUACUAACUGAACCGAACAGAGUGAAGUGCGAGGGAACAGGGAACAACGGGUGCAGAGGUCUGCUAGACGCUCGACUGCUGAAAGGUGCUUAGAAGCAUGAGGGGAGACCAGGGUGCUAAAUGAUGGGAGUAUAUUUAUAACGGAAACAGAAUGGGACCUAGCGAGUGAGUGCUACACCGUUAUUAACUGAUCCUCAUGGAGUAGUAAAGUGUGGGCCUUGCGUGGGAAUCGAGAACGACGAAAACUGGUUUAGAGGCAAGGCACUCUCAGCGAGUCAGCGGCGAAUGGUGUCGAUACUCGAGAGAACUCGGAGACGCAUGAGGCUUUUGGAGCAUCUAGUGGCUCGAGAAAAUGGGGUUGUUGCUAUGUCGUUGCUUACGGAAAAAACCUAUUGGGCAGGGGGCGCUAACGCUAACGCUAGCGGGGGGUUUGCUAUGUUGCUAACAGAAAACCUGUUGAGCAGGGGGUUGUUAUGUUGCUAACGGAAAGUCGGAAACCGAUUGGGCAGGGGGUGCUAACGGAAUGGGUGGGUGGUGUUGCUAACGGAACCUAACAGUUGCUAACUGAAUUUUCAAUUUUUCACAGAGUGCACUGUGCUGGAAACUCGUGACGAACGUGGUGCAGCAGCAGGCGCCUUUUUCCCAGUCAGCAGGCGCCGGUGGCGACCCCCCGUUUUCUCCAAUCGACUGGGAAAGGUGCUGAAAAGCAUGAGGCUUUGGGAGUUGUAGUGGUUGUUGAGAAAACGGAGGUGCUAAAUUUUGCUAACGGAACCUAAUGGUUGCUAACAGAAGCUAUAACAAAAUAAACUGUAGGGGAGCCG